AACAGGUAUCCAAUUGGAGCAUGAUAAGGAAGUUAGGAGGAUAAAACACCUAUUGUGGUGGGGCAGCACCUAGUGUGUCUGCAUAGUUUCAUCAGUUGAGUCAAAUAUUUGGGCAGAAAAAGGGACUCAUCGCUUCUCCCCGUAAACACUGGAGAGGAUUGGAAGCUCCGGACACUGUAUUGAUCUCCAUUCAGCCGAGAGCGGAUCUGCCUCCAUCGGGCCUGGUCGGACAUCACUCCACUGCUCCGCCCCUGGGCCAUGGUACAUCAGAGAUCAGAAGCGGCAAUAUGAGCAUUACUCCAAUGACCACCUCGGACAGCCAGCUGACCCCCACCUGGGGCCCAAACAACUCUUACCCUGAAGUGCCCUUGGUGAUGUCCGGCUACACAACCUACCUGUGGCCCCACGACUCCCAGCCCCAAUGCUGGAGUAAGUACCAGGUGUGGGAGUGGCUGCAGCAAGUCAUGGACAUGCACCAGAUCGAUGCCUCCAACAUUCCCUUCCAAAACUUCGACAUGGACGGCCAUCAGCUCUGCAGCCUGAGCUACCAGGACUUCAUACGCGCUGCCGGCAGCAUGGGAGCCACCCUCUUCCACAGCAUCACAGAGCUCAAGUGGAACGGCCAGUGCCGUGUGGACAUAGGGCAACUGGAACUCAAACCAGAAUAUUUCCCCUGUCCAUUUCCAGAUGUCAGCUAUCCACCUGGAGAGAUCUUCAAUCCCGCGACUCACCCCCUGGCACCUGCGGUCUCUCCGACCCCUUCCAGUCCAGACAUAAAGAGAUCUUACAGUCGCCCUCAUCAGGUCAAAAGACACAACCCAAGGGGGACCCACUUGUGGGAGUUCAUCAGGGACAUUCUGCUGAACCCGGAGCGGAACCCGGGGCUGAUCAAGUGGGAGGAUCGGACGGAGGGGGUGUUCCGCUUCCUGAAGUCGGAGGCAGUGGCGCAGUUAUGGGGCAAGAAGAAGAACAACAGCAGCAUGACUUACGAGAAACUGAGUCGGGCAAUGAGAUAUUACUACAAACGGGAGAUCUUGGAGCGAGUAGACGGACGCAGACUGGUUUACAAGUUCGGAAGGAACGCGCGAGGGUGGAGGGAGUCGGAGAAGUGACAGUUUCAUUCAUUUGUGUUUUGCUUGCCGUUGUGUGCAAAUGUGAAUUUUUUUUUUUAUCAUACCGUAGUUUAACCGACUGUUUGCGAUGAAGUUGAUGCUUGAACUAUUUGUACAUUGUUGAUAUUUGUGUGUGUUGCCUUUUUUCUUUAAAUGAAUCCCUUUGUUGUGACAAUGCACUGACAUGUUGUUUACUGUGCCUUAUUAAAGAAAACAUGUCGGCAGUCAAACCUCAA
This is a messenger RNA of Scophthalmus maximus (turbot), 1348 nucleotides long. RefSeq names its product ets homologous factor (gene ehf). Gene Ontology annotation, biological process: cell differentiation; regulation of transcription by RNA polymerase II. NCBI's taxonomy places the organism in Eukaryota, Metazoa, Chordata, Actinopteri, Pleuronectiformes, Scophthalmidae. Gene Ontology annotation, molecular function: sequence-specific DNA binding; DNA-binding transcription factor activity, RNA polymerase II-specific. The transcript is spliced from 9 exons. The record is from RefSeq and is a predicted model, not a curated record. Gene Ontology annotation, cellular component: nucleus. The coding region runs from base 288 to 1112 and encodes 274 amino acids.